Messenger RNA from Volvox carteri f. nagariensis, 8589 nucleotides. RefSeq lists its product as uncharacterized. NCBI's taxonomy places the organism in Eukaryota, Viridiplantae, Chlorophyta, Chlorophyceae, Chlamydomonadales, Volvocaceae. Gene Ontology annotation, biological process: cilium assembly; regulation of microtubule cytoskeleton organization. Gene Ontology annotation, molecular function: gamma-tubulin binding. Gene Ontology annotation, cellular component: centrosome. The coding region runs from base 1 to 8589 and encodes 2862 amino acids. The record is from RefSeq and is a predicted model, not a curated record. The transcript is spliced from 33 exons.
AUGACGGACGGAGCGGUUGUGGAACAACGGGUUGUGAGCGUCUUUAAUUCUGACGAUGACCUCACCAACUUCCUUGCUGGCCUCCGAGCCAAGUACGCAAGCUUGUAUCCACAGUUCUCUGAAGCUGAGCACGGCGCAGAGGAUGCCAAUGGUGCGCUACCAAGCUUCGCUCCGGAUGCAGCUGCUCCAAGCGAUAUCUCCACAGGCGCAUUUGCAACUAGCGGACCUCCAGCUUCCACAUUCGAACAACAAAUCUCACAGCUUCGCUCCAGUCUCCAGUCCCUACAGCACAUUUUGCCGCCACGAACCAGCACGACGGCCAACCUUUUGGACAGCUUCAUCGCAGUCUCAGGCGACCGCACAUUUUCCAGCGAGUCAAAUGCAGCAGCCGCGUCAGUCAUGCUUAGGAAACUUCCUGACCAAGAUGGAGCAAACAGAGACAGCCGCGUCACUGCUGCGGCAGCAAGUGCAGGGACCAGUUCGCCGUCGCAAGCUGCAGCUCCGGCAAGCCAUGUCAGCAUUCACGGCAAUCCCUUGGAUUGCGGUCCCGCACCUCCGCUGCCGUUAGCACGUGGUUCAACAUUCAGCACUGAGCUUGUAGACAGGACGGCAGUUGCGGUGGAAACUCAAACCCAGUCGAGCACAGUGGUUUUCACACAGUCAGCCGCACCUAGUGAAAAUGACGCGCCUGCUGCUUCCCAGGACCCAGGACGGAACAUCGUGUCGGCACACAUCGUGCCGUCAGGCGAAAACGAUCACGCCCCAUCAGACGCAGCCUUUGUGGAGUUAGCUGCGGGAUACACGCGCCGCACUUUACAACCUCCAUCAAGUGAAGCGUCCGCAUCCUCGUUUGACGGCCAUGUGCGGCCCGGGUUCCCGCCGGCUGCAUUGAGCGCACAUGAUCGGCAGGGCGCCGGACGUGCAGGCGGUGAGCUCACUUUCGGAGGGGCUCUACCGCCGGCGCACGAAGCCAUACAGGCGUGGAACGCAAACCAACCUGGCGGAGCUUGGGAGUGCGCAGCACAGGUGGCAGCUCGCGAAACUGGGCUUGAGGCGCCUGCGUUGGGACCGCCAGUCGCUGCCCAGCUUACACUGUGCCCACCCCACGAACAACAACAGCAUGGAACAGUUCUUGGUGGCGCCGGCGGCGCAACACACCUCUUUGGGCUGCAGCCGCCGGAGCAGCAGCAGCUAGGCUUGGAUGUUUCCGGGUUUGCCAACGAGGACCGCCAUUCGGGAAGUCCGGCCGCCGUAACAUGGUGCCCGCAUCGGGGCCACAGCCCCAGCUCCGGCCGCCGCCGCGCCUGGCAGCUGGUUGGCCUGGGGGCCGCUAUAGCCGGAAGCUGCAGCCCCCGACAAGACCCACAUGUCCGGGCCCAUCAAUUCUCUGACUGCGCAGAUACUGCUGCUCCCAAUGCUGCCGGUGUACCUGGGGCGGCAGUGACGGAUAACGGUGUAAUAAACGAUGUGUGUGAGGUGAGAGCACCGACCUAUGUGUUGGCAGCUGUCGGCGCUGGCUUUGGCGCGGCUGAAGACGCAAGCGACCGGCCGGCGGGGUCGCCUCACAGUGACUUUGACCGCGCCGGUGUGGCUACAUCAGAUGCCGCAGAUCCAGGUCCCUUGGCAACCCAUGAAAGCAGUGCGGGUUGGGAUAGCGUAGAUGACGGUACACCCGCCGAUGGGGAGGCAGUGCCAGUCGUCGAUGUGGAGCAGGAAUGCCGGCAGCCCUCCGUCUGUUGUGACGGCUUGCAGGCAUCGCACGCCCCGCUUUCGCGACGUGGAGGCUCGAGUUCAACAGCUGCUACAGGCGAUGGAUUUUGGGGCAUCGGAGGCAGGUACGACGGCGAUAGGGCUGUAACACAGCAAAGUCCCGGCAGUGUAGAGGAUGUUGGUGAUUUCGAGUGUUGCCAACGUCGUGGUGGGACAAGAAGGGAUGACGCGAACUCACGCGAACCGCAGCAUUUCGCAUUGAGAGACCAGCACGCUUCCGGCGAUCUCAGCGCACCUCUGCUACAAGGCCAGCAGGGCUCGCCGCGUUUGCAACAGCAGCAGCAGCAAUGUUAUGGGAAUAUUGGCCACCUGCUGAACAACCCGUCAGCCAGCGGUCCAGAGCUCCUGCAAUCAGUUCAAAAUGCAUCCACCGGCCAAGAGCCACGUGAGCAGCCCCAGGAAGGUUCGGGCUUGCUGGAAGAGGCGGCUGGGAACGAAUUCGGUUUUGGAGAAGCAACGGCCCAGUUCCAGGCCGCCGUUGGUGGCGUUCAGCGCCCGCGGCGCCGGUGGGGCAGCCCAGCACCGCAAUUGCAUCAUCAACAACAACAGCAAUCGCUGACAUGUUCACUACCUGAGUUCAUCAGUUUGACGGCCGCUGCGAAGGUGUCAAGCACAGGGCAUAGAAACGGCGCAUCAUGGUUGUCGAACGCUGGCGGAGCGGUGACUGUGGAGUGGCCAACUUCGCCAUCAGGUAGCUUCGACGUUCGCAGCCUUGUUGCGUUCGGCGAUGACGGAAAUGCCGCGAACCUCCUUGAUGACGGGAUCAAGCCAGCACUGAACCUCAUGGUGCGCAUGGGUGCUGAUCCAGGUGGGCCCGUCGGGGAUAGGUCGGUGGAUCCGGAGCCUGCGCCAGCGGCCAGGGAGCUUACAGUGCCAGCCAAGGACGCCGCAGCAUUUGGCGAUGUCAACGGCCUAAGCAGUGCGAGUGAACGUGGCGUGGAAAUUGGCGGCCGUAGUGCGGCGCAUGGAGCCCCGCAGCAGAAGCAGGAGCAUCGUUUCUACAAUCCUGGCCCGCAUCGGCCGCUUCGUUUGCUACCACCACGGCAGCAGUCGCUGCCUGCGGCAACGGCAACGGCAGCGCCAUCCCGUAGUCCUGGUUUAGCUUUCCCCAACCAGAGCGCAGCGUUGGUGGUACCGGCGCCGCAGAUAGAGCAGCCCCUCACCCAGCAGACGAGUGUGGACUUACGGCAGCCAAUGGAUGUUCCAGGGGGACCAGCUACAACAUCACCACCUUCAAACGACGAGGUCCUGUGCGGCUCUCCACCGGAGCAGCCUCCCCCGCCGCUGCAGCAGCAGCCACUGGCUAAUGUUUGGCGUGAGGACCCGGCCAUGGACUGCAGCUCGGUGCCGGAGCCCGAGGACUGCCCGGCGGCGACCAUGCCUGGCCGAUCACCGGCUCGUUCCCCCCUCACAGCGUUAGCGGCCCAGAAAGCUAGUCUAAGCGCUUGCAGCACUGGCAUCACCGCGAGCAGGGGUGGCAUUGCCUUCUCCAUCAGUGCCCAUCCCGCCCCGUCAGAAACCGACGCAGCUCCGCGGCAGCAGCAGUUAUGGGCUUCCGGAGCCCUGAAUCAAGCCGCCACUGAUGCUACUGGAGCCCUGGAGGGAGUCAACACGUUAAUUAGGACCGCGGCACUGCUGGCCCCAGCGCCGCGUACGGCCUCGCCCGGACCCGGUGCCAUCCCAGGGCCAAUGGAGUGGACACGGCUGAACAAGCAAUUGCGAGAAGCUGGCUUCAGCGGGCUGGUGCUGGCGCAGGUUGACGCAGGGGCGACCAUGUCGAUGGACAGCCAAGCAGCGGGGUCAGCGGAGCUGUCGCCGGAGCCAGCUUCCCUGUACCGCUGCCUGAGCAGCGUACUAGAUCAGUACGUGCGGCGGAAUCGACUGGUCGCAGAGCUGCUGGCGGCUACUGAGGAGUCUGGGCGCGUCGCUGAGCAGCAGGAAGCAGCCGUUAGGGAGCUUAAGCGCGAGGCCAACGCUGCGCGCAUAGCAGCUGAGAAGUCACGGCGCGAGCUGGCGGAAAUGUCGUCACAGCAGAUCCCCAAGGUGGAGGCGCGCCACGCGGUUCAGCUGGGGCGUCUGCGCUCCGAAGCAGCCAAGCUAAAGGAAGCGCUGCGGGAAUCGGAGCUGGACGUAUCCGCCAAGGCGGAGGAGAUCCGGUCGCUGCGCGCCACCAUCGCGGGGCUGCAGUCCGCCACUAGCCAUAGCUCCGAUGUGGAAGGCGCGGUGCUGCGGCAGCGGGUGGCGCAGCUGGAGGGGCUGCUACGCAACCGCGACAAGGAGGUGGAGAAGCUCAAGUCAAUAAAGGAGGCAGAGGUGGGACAGGCGGCGGAUGGCCAGGCCAAUGCUCUGGACCGGGCAUACGAGGCAGAGGCGGCGGCCCGCCGUUUGGAGACGGAGCUCACUGCGGCUAAGACCCGUAUUGGGCAUCUGGAGCAGGGCCUGCGGCAGCGUGAGCGCGACGUGGCCAGUAUGCGCGAGGACCUGCAGCAGAUUAAGGCUUGCGAGGCGGCGGCGACGCUGGUGGCGCAGGAGCGCAGUACCGCAGCUGAGGAGACUUCGCGCCGUGCAGAGGCUGAGGCGGUGGCGCUGCGCAGCAAGCUUAAGGAGCUGGAGGGCUUCGUGCGGUAUGCUCGUCAGGAGCUGGAGAAGCAGCGCUCUGAGGCAGAGGCCCUCCGGUCCAGUGCGUACGAGGAGGUGUACCGGAUGGAGGACGAAUGCCGUACCCUGAGCGCGGAGUUGGCGGCCUCCCGCACUCGUGUCACCCAGCUAGAACACGUGGUCCGCGCGAAGGAGCGCGAUAUGGCCCGGGUCAAAGACGAGAAGGAGGCGGCCAAGGCGGCUGAGCGGGAGCGGGCACGGGUGGCGGAGGAGGUAGCCGUGAAGCUGGAGGCAGAGCUGACGGCUUCCAAAGUGCGGCUGACGCAGGCGGAGGGCGCAGUGCGUACCCGGGAACGUGAGCUGGCCCGGUUGGCGGACCUGCUGCGCCAGACGCAGGGCGCGGAGGUGGAGGCAUGGCUCAAGCAGUCCAAGCUGGAAGAAGGUUCCCGUAAGCUGGAGAACGAUUUCACGUCGCUGCGGCUGCGGGUGCUCCAGCUGGAGGCGACUCUGAAGGGCCGCGAUAAGGACUGCGACAAGCUGGGACGCACUGUUGAGGCACUGCGAGGGGAGGUGCACGAGCUGACGUCAAAGCUAGCGAAGUCCGAGGAGGUUACGCGCAAGGGGGAGGCAGACUUGGCGACCUGUCGUGGCAAGGUGCUCAACCUGGAGGGACAAGUCAGGGUCAAGGAGCGGGAACAGGAGCGGCUAGUUCGGGUGGUGGAAGGUCUCAAGGCGGGUGAUGCCGAGGUGGCCAGCCGCCAGGCCGCACUGGAGGAGGCCGCUCGGCGGCUGGACGGCCAGCUCACUGCGGCUCGGAGCCGGGUCGCGGCGUUGGAGGGCGUGGUGCGCGCCCGGGAUGCGGCGGUGGAGCGACUCAAUCGCCAGCUGGAGGCACUUAAGACCGCCGACUUUGAGAGGACCGCGCAGGUCCUUAAGUCCGAGGAAGCCGCCCGCCAGCAGGACACCGAAGCGGCCUCCCUACGCCAGCGCAUUCUGCACCUGGAAGGCCAGCUGCGGGCCAAGGAACGUGAUCUGGAGCGCAGCGCCAGACAGGUCGAUGCGGGUGAGGUGACAGCGGGGCGGCAGCGCACCGCGCAGCUGAGCGAGGCGCUGCGGGCUCGGGAGCGGGACGUGGCUGCGCUGACGCGAGCGCUGGAGGCGCACCGGGCAGCAGAGCACGAGGCUAACGCUGUGGCCGGGCGCACGGAGGAGGCAGCACGUAAGCUGGACGGCGAGGCUGUGGAGCUCAGGCAGAGGCUGGUCCAGGCGGAGGGGCAGCUACGCACCCGGGAGCGGGAGAUGGAGCGCCAGGCGCGGGCGCUGGAGGCGGCACUGACCGCGGCUGCGGAGUCUGCCACACGGCAGGGAGAGGCGGAGGCAACGGCAAGGCGGCUAGAGGCGGAUGCAGCGGGGCUGCGGCAGCGCUUGGCGCAGGCAGAGGGCGCGGUACGGGCGCGGGAGAAGGAGCUCGAGCGUGUGGAAAAACUUGCAGACCAGGCAAGUGGGGCCGAAGCAGCAGCGGAGGCCAAGCUCCGCACCGCCGAGGCGACGGUAACGCAACGAGACGGCGAGCUGUCCUCGCUUCGGCUGCGUAUCUCCCAGCUAGAGGCCGCUGCACGGGGCCACUCGAAGGAGAUGGACCGCCUCACACGGGUGAUGGACCAGAGCAAGGUGGCAGAGGUGGACGCAGCCAUGCGCGCGCAGCGCUCUGAUGAGUCCGCUCGCCAGGUGGCUGCGGAGCUGGCAUCCGCUCGCAGCCGCCUGGCCAAGGUGGAGGCCAGCCUGGCAGCACGGGAGCAGGAUGCGCAGCGCGUGCAGCGACUGCUAGCGGCAGCUGAGGCCCAGGCGGCGACGCAGGUGUCCCGUUCCGAUGACUUCAUUCGGAAGGUCACAUCGGACCUGGCGACUAUGCGGCAGCAGGCGGGACAGCUGGCACACAUCAUACGUGCCCGCGACCGCCAGCUGGCUACCCUCCGUGGGGCGCUGGAGGCAGCACAGGCCGCGGAGGCCAAGGCAGCCGAGCAGCGGCGCCAGAGUGAGGAGGCCCUCCGCAAGGUGGAGAGUGAGCUGGCUGCGGAGCGACAGCGUGCAGUGCAGCUCGAGGGUCAGGUCAAGUCACGCGACCGAGAGAUGGAGAAGCUGAACAGGCAGCUGGAUGCGGACCGGGACCAGAGCGGCAAUGCAGCAACGGCUGCAGGCCGCGAGACGUCCACGCUCAAGGAUGCCGCGGCGCGGUCUGAAGCAGCGCUGUGCACUGCCCGGGCCAGGGUAACCCAGCUUGAGAGUGAGCUGCUGGCCAAGGAGCGGCAGCUGGAGGGCCUGCAGCGGCUGGUAGGAAGCAGCCGCGCGGGUGAUGCCGAAGCAGCGGCGGCCGCCGAGGAGCGUGCAUGCAGGGCAGAGGAGGCCGCGCGGCGCCUUGACGUGGAGCUGGCUGCGGUGCGGCAGCGUUACGCGCAUUUGGAACACACCUAUCGUAGCCGGGAGACCACCCUGGAGAAGCUCCGGGCGGCCCUCGCAAAUAAGGUGACGCAGGAGGAGCGGCGAGUCGCCCGCGACAAGGCGGCAUACCAACGCAUACCUCAGCAACAGCAACAGAGGGCGGCCGGCGCAAUGGCGGCCGCGGCCCGGGAGCUGCGGCCGGUGGAGAUCGUUGGACUUUACGAGACACGUCGUGAGACUGCUGAACAGGAGCUGGCUGCGUAUUGCGCCGAGGUGCGGAGCCUGGCUGACCAGCUGCGGGAGGCACAAAACCACAUCGCGAUCAAGGACCGCACCGGCGCGUGGCGCACACCCACAGAGUUGGCGGAAAUGCAGGCUCGAAUUAUUCUCCUCGAACGCCGUAGCGCCGACCUGCAGCGUGAACUGGACAGAUCGCGGCUUGAAGCGGCUGAGGCGGCACGUGCAGCGGAGCGCCGGCUGGCAGAGGCGGAGCAUCGCGUCACGCAGCUCAAGGAGGACAAUGAGGCGCUGGUUCAUGAGCUCGACAGCCGACCCACAAUUCAGGACAACCGAGUCCUCAAGCGGGAGGUUGAGAUACUCGAGAAACGGGUUUUGCAACUCAAGGGGAGCACGGCCACAAGUGGCGCAGGAGCAGGUGCUGAAGGUGGCGAGACAGCUCUGAGCAUUGCUGCGGCUGCGAAGGGACGCAAAGCAGAUACGAUGCUGACAACCUCACAACGCAUCGCGCGGGACCGCAACCUGCAUCACCUGGGGCUCCGCACACUGGAGGACUGGCCCAAGGACGUCCUUGUUGACCUAGUGCAGGACGUAUGCAUCGAGCUGGACAUCAGGGACGCGACGACACUACCGGCGGCUGUUCGCAAAACCCUGCGCGUGGUUGGCGCAGUGCCAAGGAUGGAAGCCUUCAUAGGCGCCGUGUGUGAGCGUGUGUACAUCAAGGGUGCACCCUUUGUCCCACCUCACAUCGACGGUACCACGGACCCAAGUCGGGUCCUGGAGGUGCUUGAGCUCUGGCUGGGACUACUGCAGGAGGCCGCACAGCUACGUGGGGCCAUGCGCGCUAUUGUGGAAGCACUGGCUGCACGUGCGGAAGGCAUGGCCGCGCCCAUUCAUGGUCCAGCGGACGUCGUUGUUAGCGUACGACAGCUUAUUGAGGCGGAAGCCGCGGCUCUGACAGCACGCGAAUCGUUGGCUGCCGCGUCACAUCAUCUUAAGACCGAGCCUGAGCAGCUCUUAUCUCGUCUUGUGUCCCACUUCAUGCGCUUGUUCGACUGCCCGUCCCUGGAGGGGGUGGUUCCUGCCGUGAAUCGACUGUACGUCACACUAAAUGAGCAACGCAACUUCAUCCGAGCAUUGGCAACGGCGCUGGACCUACCUGCUGACGCAGGUGCUUCGGCGUGCAUGGCACGUGUAUGGGAGAUCGUGAAGGCGGAUGAUCGCAACGGCGGGCCCGCGGCACAGCCCAACACCGUAGGUCGUAGCGCACGCAUGGCUCAACCAGAUGCCGACGUCUCUAGCGAGCGCUGUGCUGUACCGAUUGGUGUCGAUGCGUCAGCGGCGCUGGAAAAUCUAAUGAUGGUAUUUGGCGUACGCAAUGCCACGGCAGCUGUCGACGCAGCAGAGAAGAUGGUGGCUCGACUGAAACGGCUGGACGAGGUCCUUCCGCGGUACCAGCGCUUGGCUUCGCAGCUUUUCGAAACGCUCCGCGUUACUGCGCUAGAGGAAAUAUUACCCGCCCUGCAAGUGGCCUUGCAUAGAUAA